ACAGCAGACACACAGUGUUAGUUUGACAGAUUUUCUAAAACUAUAAAACACUGAAAAUCAUCCGCCUUUACUCCAGUGUGUUACCGCCUAUAGACAGGACUUUACUAAAGUUUAGUCAUGAAAUUAUUUAUUUUUGUUCAUUUUGCCUCUUUCCGGGGAAAUAUUGGGACUGAAACAUGGAGCCCGACAGUUCUGGAAGUUCUGCUUUUUCUCCUGUUUUCUGUUCAUCCUUCAUCAGCAGGCUCACACACUCUGCAGUACCAACACACUGCUGUCAGAGGAAUAAAUUCCACAGAAUUCACUGCUGUUGGUCUGGUGGAUGGAGAGCAGUUUGUGUUCUAUGACAACAACAUCAAGGAGACGAUCCCAAAGACAGAUUGGAUACAGAAGAUCAGCGCUGAUGAUCCACAUUACUGGAAGAGAGAGACAGAACGUAUGCAGAAUGAAGAUUACAGACUCACAGUCACAUUGGGUCGCAUAAUGGAGUGUUUUAAUCAGACUCAAGGAGUUCAUACAGUCCAGAGGAUGUACGGCUGUAAACUCGACGAUAACACCACUAGAGGAUAUGAUCUGUACGGUUAUGAUGGAGAAGAUUUCAUGGGUUUGGAUCUGGAAACUGGAACCUGGACUGAAGCGAAACCUCAAGCUGGAAUCUUUUUAAAGGAGUGGGAUCCUACAGAAGCUGAAGCUAAAUACCGGAAGAGCUACCUGGAGAAUGAAUGUAUCGAGUGGUUAAAGAAGUUUGUGUCUUAUGGCAGAGAGACUCUGGAGAGGAAAGUUCGUCCCAAGGUGUUAGUGUUCCACAAACACUGUCCUUCUCCAGAGGUGGUGUGUCACGCUACAGGUUUCUUCCCCAAAGCCCUGAAUAUCACCUGGCAGAAGGACAGAGAGGACGUGAUUAAGGACGUGGAGUUCAAUGAGACAUUACCCAACCAGGAUGGAAGCUUCCAGAAGAGGAGCACUCUGAAAGUCCCAGCUGAGGAGCUGCAGAAACACAAAUACACCUGCGUGGUUCAGCACAGCAGCUUGGAGAAGGAUUUAAUCCUAGAAGUACCAAAAGGUAGAGGGCAGAUUGGAGUCAUCAUUGGUGUCCUUGUGGCUCUUGUUGCUGUUGUCGCUGCUGUUGUCCUCUGGAAGAAGAGGAACUCUGGAUUCAAACCUGUUCCCCCCAGACCCUCCUCUGAAGGAGAUUCUUCCUUCAGCAACUCAAUCAGUUGCUGUGGGGGUCUUCCUGCUGAAGUGAGACACAGUGAAUCUGAGACCAUGCUGGCGAUACAGAGCACGGCAUCUGAGACCUUUCCUCUUUACCCAACCUCUCCAGAUCGUCCAGGGUCCUCAGCUAACUAUGGUGCUGUCUCCUCUUCACCUCAGUCCACAGGUUUUCAAAGGGGUUCAAGUCAGGGGACUGAGAUGGCCAUGGCGGAAGGUUGAUUCUGUGCUCAGUGAACCAUUUUUGUGUUGAGGUGGACAUAUGCGUCAGAUCAUUGUCCUGCUGGAAGAUCCAGUGAUGAGUCAAUUUUAGUUCCCUGGCAGAGGAGCCAGAUUCUGAUUUAAAAUGUCCUGGUGUUUCAUGGAGUCCAUGAUGCAAUGUACCCAGACAAGGUUUCCAGGGCCUUUGGAGGAAAAACAGGCCCAAAACAUCACAGAACCUCCACUAUAUUUUACAGUUGGGAUUUGUUUCUUUUCAUGAAAGCCAUCUUUCUUUUUGUGCCAAACCCACUACGAGUGUUUAUUGCUAAAAAGCUCCAUUUUUGUUCCAUUGGACCACAGAAGAUGGCUCCAGUCAAAGUUGUUUCACAAAUUUUUGCUUAUGUUUGUGAUUAACUGACAGAAAUGUCUUUUUUUCUGGCAUCUUCCAAAUAAUCUGUUGGCAUGGAGGUGGAGUCUGAUGGUGGUUUUGGAGACUUGGAAAUCCCAAGAUUUUACUUUUUCUUGUAAUUCACCAACAGUGAUCCUUGUGGGAGUUUUUUUGUUUGUUUGUUUGUUUGCCUCUCUUACCCUCCUCUUCAGUGUAUGUGGGGUAAAAUAAACUUGGGUCCUCUUCCAGACAAGUUUGUAACAGUUCCAGGUGGUGACCACUUUUUGAUUUUUGCCCGAACAGUAGAAAUGGACAUUUUCAUGUGAACAGCUUUUUUUUUUUUUUUUUUACCAUUCCCUGACUCAUGAAGAUCAAUGCACUUCUUCCUCAUUUGGUUUGUGUGUUCUCUUAUCUUUCCCAUGUUUAUGGAUGACUAAGGGAAUUUGGCCUCUGUGUCACUUCAUAUUUGUUCCCCAGUGAAUCGGGACGUCAUGGAUUACAGUUUGAAUGUUCUACACACGCCAGUCAACUCAAACAUGUACAAUUUAAAUGGGAAACAUGCUUCAGUUACAUUCUGUUUAUUGUCCUUUCCUGGGGUGCCAAUAAUAGUGGCACGUGAUUUUGUUGAAAAUAAUUAUUUCUUGACGAGGGCUUUGUUUUUCUUUGAAGAAAUGUAUUUUAAUUAAUUGUUGGAUUUUCUUACUUUUCAGUGUGAGAUGGAGCGACUUCACUAAAAGAUGGAUUUUAUCAAACUCAAACCUUUUAUACUAAUCUUGAUAAGGGGUGCCAAUAAUUGUGGAAGGCCCUGUAUAAGCCGUUGUCCGAUUUGCUCGUGUUUCUGAAUGCUGUCCAAUCGCAGGGUAGAACGCGCACCUGCUCCACUUGGUUUCCAUAGAGUUAUACUGGCACCUAGUGGUCAUAACUGGGACCUGCAAUAUGAACAGAACUCCACUGCGGGACAUCCACAUGGCCGGGAUUUCUCCUGCCCCAUGCUCUCUCUAUGAACAUUCUCAGAGUAGGAGUGGACAUGACACUGUCUACUUUAAAACACCAGGGAGAGUUUAAAUACCCCACAGCUUCCAGAAGCUUGUUUUAUGUCAUGUUGUAAAUUUCCACAACCUGGCAAAAUAAACAAAAUUUUUGAUUGUAA
Neoarius graeffei (lesser salmon catfish) is the source of this 2948-nucleotide messenger RNA. Its product is annotated as BOLA class I histocompatibility antigen, alpha chain BL3-7-like. Bases 118 to 1431 code for a protein of 437 amino acids. Gene Ontology annotation, cellular component: external side of plasma membrane. NCBI's taxonomy places the organism in Eukaryota, Metazoa, Chordata, Actinopteri, Siluriformes, Ariidae. The record is from RefSeq and is a predicted model, not a curated record. The transcript has 7 exons. Gene Ontology annotation, biological process: immune response.